ACCCCGUUCCCGCCUGAGCUCCCCACCCCGCCCUGGCCGUCCCCACCAGGCCAAGGCCACCAGCUCCGGACCCCCCAGCUCAAAGAUCUCAAUCCCGUCACCCCCUCCUACAGAUGGCACCUCCAGGCCACUUCUGCUUCCUUUUCCUCCUCCUGGGCUCGGCCCCAUCCUCGAGGACCCAAGACUUGUCAGUGGAGACCCAGUUAGGUACAUCGAUUGUUCCGCCCUUAAUGGAGAAGGACCAUUCAACUCCAUCCGAAGAGACGCCUGCUUCCAGCUUGGGCACAGCUCUAAGCCCAACCACCUCAGAACUCCGGCUGAUUUCAGGGGAUCCUACCAAGGAUGGUGACGGGAAAGACACGGGUCAAACCCAGCCAGAGAAUAAGAUGGAAACUACUUCAGAGACGAGUAACUUGGACCCUACAACUGUGGGCAGCAGAACAAGAUCCCCCAAGCCUUCAGCCUCUUCUGGGCACGAGGAGGCAGGGAAUCCCUUUCAAAGUGAUGAAUAUACCCUCCGGAAGAGAGGUUUAUUGGCAGCUGCUGUUCUCUUCAUCACAGGCAUCGUGAUUCUCACCAGUGAUCGGUGCCGCCAGUUUCGCUGGUGCAGGAGACAACAAAGAAGUGCCUACAGGGUGACCCAAGCCUGAGGCCCCAGCUCUAAGGAAGAGACACCAAUGGAGCCAUAAUGGUGGAAGGACGCCAAGGCUCUGACCAACUCUGGAGCUCUGGGAAGGAAGCACCACUGCUCAGCCAGAAUGCCUUUCUCAAGAUGGCACCAGCUCCUCUGAUUUCUAGGUCUCCCUGGUUUCUGUUGCCACUCCCCCCAAGAUCCCAAGUUUCUCAGCACCUAGCACGGUGCCAAAUUCUCAAUAAAAUUUGCGGGACAAAUGAA
Gracilinanus agilis (Agile Gracile Mouse Opossum) is the source of this 895-nucleotide messenger RNA. It is a transcript of the gene FXYD5, whose product is annotated as FXYD domain containing ion transport regulator 5. The transcript is spliced from 10 exons. Gene Ontology annotation, biological process: regulation of sodium ion transmembrane transporter activity. Lineage: Eukaryota; Metazoa; Chordata; Mammalia; Didelphimorphia; Didelphidae. The coding region runs from base 114 to 650 and encodes 178 amino acids. Gene Ontology annotation, cellular component: membrane. The record is from RefSeq and is a predicted model, not a curated record. Gene Ontology annotation, molecular function: sodium channel regulator activity.